Molecule: messenger RNA, 1017 nt
Organism: Schistocerca gregaria
Lineage: Eukaryota; Metazoa; Arthropoda; Insecta; Orthoptera; Acrididae
Product: elongation factor 1-alpha-like
Biological process (GO): translation; translational elongation
Molecular function (GO): GTP binding; GTPase activity; translation elongation factor activity
Source: RefSeq, a predicted model, not a curated record
AUGCGGCCGCAAUAUCCCGCUUUCGGGGCCGCCGACAAAGGCGGAGCGUGUGCGAAAAUCGUGCGUGUGUACGGCUGGCGCCAAGUUGCAAGUGGCAAGUGCGCAGAGCAGCAGUUCUCAAAUACAUGUUGUGAUAAGCGUUUCAGAGUACCACAAGUUAUCCUUCUCUCUGGUACAACUGCAGUGAGAGAAAGAGGAAAACGUUUUUCUAAGCUGCUGAUGAGGGAACUGCAUAAUGUGAUUCUUUUAACUGGAGAAGAAUCAAGUGAGAUUUUUGGAGAUGUAAAGACAGUACAGUUCGAAACUAGCAAGUACUACGUGACCAUCAUAGAUGCUCCAGGCCACAGAGAUUUCAUUAAGAACAUGAUUACAGGAACAUCACAGGCCGACUGUGCAGUGUUGAUUGUAGCAGCUGGUACAGGUGAAUUUGAAGCCGGUAUUUCCAAGAACGGUCAGACUCGUGAGCACGCGCUGUUGGCAUUCACUUUGGGUGUGAAACAACUGAUCGUGGGUGUGAACAAAAUGGACUCGACUGAGCCACCAUACAGUGAGGCUAAGUUUGAGGAAAUUAAGAAGGAAGUAAGCAAUUACAUUAAGAAGAUUGGUUACAAUCCUGCAGCUGUUGCCUUUGUCCCAAUUUCUGGAUGGCAUGGCGACAAUAUGCUUGAACAUUCUGACAAGAUGAGCUGGUUCAAGGGAUGGUCUAUUGAACGUAAGGAAGGGAAGGCUGAGGGGAAGACCUUAAUUGAAGCUCUUGAUGCUAUCCUUCCUCCUAGCAGACCAACUGAAAAGCCUCUGAGACUUCCUCUUCAGGAUGUGUACAAAAUUGGUGGUAUUGGAGUACCUGUGAGUAGAGUAGAAACAGGUAUUCUGAAGCCUGGUAUGGUUGUGACAUUUGCUCCUGCUAAUUUGACGACUGAGGUGAAAUCUGUGGAGAUGCACCAUGAAGCUCUGCAGGAAGCUGUUCCGGGUGAUAAUGUUGGUUUCAAUGUUAAACGUCAACGUCAAUGCAUGUGA